Messenger RNA from Pelobates cultripes (western spadefoot toad), 41376 nucleotides. NCBI's taxonomy places the organism in Eukaryota, Metazoa, Chordata, Amphibia, Anura, Pelobatidae. The record is from the annotation of a GenBank genome assembly.
CCUUUCAACUUAAACCUCUGCAGACACCUGAACUGAGAGACAGUGAGGCAGAGAACCCGAGUGUCUGCACUGGAGAAUGCAAGGGACGAGAACCACUUCUAUUAAACAGUUAGACACCUAGAAGGCAACAGGUAGAGGGCUCGUGCAUUGAACACGCACUCUGUGCCAUGAUAUCUGUCCUUACAACUACAUAUCAACUGGCAUUGGAGUAAAACACCACUGAAAUAUAUCUACUAUUUAUAAAAAAAAUGGGAGUUAAACUCGGGGAUAACAAGGCGGAGAGAUCUUUGGCUGACUGUCGAAAAGGAUUCUUCAAUAACAUUAAGGUACGAGCAUGCUUUAUUAUGUAACUCUUUACGUGACAAAAUUCACUUUCAGCGUGGUUUGGUCUUCAGAGAAGAAAGCGCUGUUAAACCAAAAUGCCAACCUAAACAAAAACUAUACUAAAUAUUACUUGUAUCAGAGUAACUUUCUUUUUAACACCCCUAACAGAGGUGAAAUUUAAAUUCACGUAAAAACAGUGUCGUCCGCAGAUAAGUUUCGGAUUAUAAAAGUGUACGAACACUGCUGUACUGUGUGUGUCAUUGCAGUGUUGGGUACAGAACCUUGCACCUUAACAAUGUACAUUAUAAGCACAGAAUCUGAAAGAGCAAUGCAAUAGAGAUAUAAAUACCGUGUUCUAAAUAUUUAGGUUUAUACAUCCCAAUAGCAUAGGUAUUUUUCAGGAAACUAAGAAUCGCAGGGAAGUUUAAGCCAAAUGAGCCAUAUUUAAAAGAUUCUGAAAAACAGCAAUUUUUUAAAAUCUCGUUGUUAAAACAGUGUGUUUCCUACCUUAGUGAACACACUUCAGUUCCAGGAAACCAAUAGUUUCUUUUAACAGGAACCCAAACACGGCAUGUUAUGUGUAGAUAGAAUUAACUUGGAGACCCUUUCCUCAAUUAGACAAUCCGCUCAGUGACCAUUCUUAAUUUUUCAUAUAUUAACCAUAUAAUAACUUCUAACAAGGAAUAUGAGAUUGUGCCGCUUUAAAAAUGGUAAUAUUAAAAUAUUGACUUUUAAAAAACAGAUAUCAUUGUAACAAUGAUUUGGUUGCUGUUUAAGAAUCACUGUUUAUAAUAAUGCAUGUUAUUGCAGUGUAAUAUACAGUGCAGUAACUGCCUCCAAGAUGUUUAUAGUUACUCAACUAAACUUUGAAUUUGACCAAAUACAUCUGACUGACAGAACGGAGAUGUAAUUAGCUUAUUUGAAGAAAAAAAAAGUUACUUCAUCAUUCUAAGCCUUCCCUGACUGUUUAUACUCAUUGAUCUUUACAAACAAAGUGAAUGUAUAGUCAGUUCCUUAGAGGGACACUCUAGUCACCCAGACGUUUUCAUGUCAAUGAAGUGGUCUGGGUGCAGUGUUCCUAUCCUUUUAACCCUGCAAUGUAAAACAUUGCACAGUUUAGAAACUAUGUUUGCAUUGCAGCUUUAAUUCCACCUCUAGUGUCUAGUGUCAUACUGACAGCCACUAGAGGUGUUUCUGCUGCAAUGACACGUGACAUGGAAGCCUCCACAGAAAAUAAUUGAUUCAAUGCUUUCCUAUUGGGAAGCUAGAAUGCACUUGCAGUGCUUACCGCGCAAGUCCAUUAGGUCCUCAAUGGUCCUCUUGCGAAGAGCAUUGAAUUGUACCAUGUCAUAAGAGGCCAUUCCACCUCCAUUACCUUGUGGGAGGCAGAGAGGUCAGAAGCUCUGGAAAAAGGUAAAUAAAACUUUGUUGUUGUUUUAAUUGUUAGGGGGCACUUGACUUCAACUUGAGAUAUGCCGUACUAUAUUUCCAAGCCCUUUGUAAACCUGUCCCUAAACAAGGAAUGUGCAGGCCGUUCCAGUUUCUAAACUAACCUUACCUGCCCGAGGGAUACAUUGUUUUACAACACAGGUCACAAAAGUUUAUUAUUACAAUGCGGAAAAUGAUGCAUUGUAGCAGAGUACAAUUUAGUACAUUACACAUUGCAGUUUAUUUAAUCACUUUAAUCAUCCAGCAUCCAAGACAGAAAGGCCAUUUGUUUGUUAGUGACUGUCACUUACUAAGUCCUGAACACAUACUAGUACAAGCGUUGUAAUUGGGCUGAGUUCAACAUAACUGGUUCCACACCUCUGUAUUUACAAUUAGCCAGCCUUGUGACAUCAGAUCUAGUUAAUUACAGUUCAACACGCCUGCCAUUCUAUGUUUAUCUUUCUUAUCUUGUUGUACAUGGCAGGUGAAACUACAAUGACAUUAAUUGUUGAAGUGCUAUUUAAAAGUAUCAGCUUCAGUUGCAAGAAAUGGACUUUAUGUCUGAUGUCACUAACCGGAGUUAACCCUCGGAAUGUGUCACUUGUCAUUGCAAUCAUAAUAAGUACUGUGACACUGUCAUUUUUUAGCAAAAAAACAAACAGUGUGCCAAGUCAUAUUAUUAGCCAAUAAAAUGUUUCUUAAUUUGUAAAAUGUAAUGAAAUCUCUUCUGAGAGGCAUUUAUUUAACAUACCUUCCAACUGUCCCUAUUUUGGAGGGACAGUCCCUAUUUUGGGUCCAAGUUCCUCUGUCCCUCUUUUCUAGGAGCUCCAUACAGUUGCUGUAUAACACUCACAGAAAUGUGUCUUUGAACUUCAAUGUUAAGAAAUCAGUCUUUGUAAAUAAGACUCAUUGUUUUUAUUCUAAAUUACAUUUUAGUUGCAUGAAUUGUUUUUAGUAAAUCACCUCAUUUUAUCAGCACAACCCCACCCCAGACCACACUCACACCUUUAAAUUAAAAGUCUUCCUCUUUGUCCAUUUGAAAUAUUGGGAGAUAUGAUUGUGUUUCUAUUUAUUUAGCAAACUGCUACUCUUUUACAAACCUGACUAGUCUCCCUAGAUUGCACAGGAAAUUAAGAUUUAGAUUUUUAUUUUUGCUCCAUUGUUUAUAGUUUUUAUUUUAAAACAUAACAUAUAAAACAUAUGAAAACUAUAAUUUGGGAAGGGCAUUUCCCAUAAUGCUCAGCUAGCCUUUGAUAAUUCACAAACAUCCACAAGUAUUUCAGCUCUAAUUCACUAAAUUCCGAAUUGUAACAAACAUUUUGGCAAAAAAUAGCUGAUCUGGAAAAAUGAUCCAACUCAGGUUAAAUUACAGUUUGACUUAUUUAACCUGAAUUCUUCAACUCGAAUGUCGAUUUCCUACUAUUCUGAGUUUAAUAGUUAAACCAACCUGUUAAUAAUAUAAGCAGUAGAUCUUUAAAAAUAAAUGCAAAUAAACUUAAAAAAACACAAAAAUAAACCUCCUGCAGUGCUGUGGCAAAAUAAAAAAAUGUAAAAUAUACUGAGGAAUAUACAGGAAAAAACAAACGCUUAGAGAAUGAAUCCAGGACUGGCUGUUAAAACAAAGUGCAGAAAAUACAGAUUUUAUUUGAACUGCGAAAGGGACUAUUUAUUGUAGUUACAGUGCUAGCAGUUAUAAAGUCUCAACUCCUACAUUGAGUUUUGGCCGUGUCUAUGCAUUCAGUCAUUGUUAAAAAUAUUGUAGUGUGCAGGCUGCCAGCCACUGAGGCAAGGCUAUUCCAUUAACAAGUACUCUCUCAUUGCUGAGUAUAUUUCAGAUGUAAUUGUUUACUAUCCCACUUUCCAUUGAGAGCAAUUAUUUCCUGUGCUAGCAGGUUUAGUGGAUGGCACAUGAUGUACAGAACUUGCCAUUUAUGGAAUAUGCAACAUAUUGUUGUAUAAGCAAUACAUUCUGCUGCUCUCCCUUUAACAGACAAUCUGCAUUAGCGUGUUGGGUUGUUUUAGUUAAAAACUGACCCCGGUAAGUUUUUUUUUUGUUUUGUUUGUUUCUGGGUUUUUUAAAGGAUAUUUCGCCCAUAUAAUUACUUUAUUUCAAUGAUGUUGUUAUAGGGGCUGAAGUCUUACCUUAGAGAGUUAAAUCUUUUUAAAAGGAUUUACCUCCAGUAGUUGUUUGCCCAGAAGCCUAUACGUACCUAUACGUGCCAUAUAUUGAUAAUGCAUCUAAAUUUUGCAUUAAACACCUCUUAGGAACAUCUUUAAACAGGCACAUCUCAUUCGGACGUAUAGGUGCUGAUCGUCUUCCAUAAACUCCUGCCCACAGAGGUUUAUAGGAUAAGAUGUUUUUAUCCCCCGCCAUAUCACAUAGGGUGACUGGACACGGAUUGUAAACUGAUAGCAGUCAUACUGUGGCUAUCCUGUGUUUUACUAUGGGCAGAGAUCGACAGAGAUACAGACUGUGCAUGCAGUGAGGAGAGAGAACCUACCCUGCAUGUGCUGUGUGCCCCAACUGCAUGCACACUAUAAAGGCAAAGUGGAGGUAAGUGUUCUAGGUGCCUGAUUGCAUUACCUAAUUACAGGCCAGAUAUGAUAAGUGUGGGUGGUGCCAGCAAGAUCUCCACCUAAUAAAUUAUAUGUGAUAGUGUUCUGGUGCAUUAAACCCAACUUUCCCAAAACGUAUUAAAACACGUGCACUAUGCAGCGUUAAGUGGGCCAUAUCCUAGCAAGCAUUUGGUCAGAAGUAAGUAUACAGUGAGAUUUAAUUUGUACAUUUGCUAGGUUGGGCUACCACAGAACCAAUCAGUGGAAUGGUUUAAGGGAUCCUAUAAGUUCUAUUACCCUUACAAGAAGCUCCACUGUCCAUUGUCUAACAGUAUUCAGCCUGGAUUUUUUUUUUAUAGGUGAUGAACAGACAAGGGGCUUUAGCCAAAUGGAUCCUUUUAUAGCCCCUUCCAACUUAUAUUUGUUUGCUAUUUAAAACUCUGCCUCUUGUACAUUAAAUGAUUACAUAAUUACAUCAUUUGUAAUUUCAUAACUGAGACAAUCAGUGGAAGUGAUUAUUGGAAAAACUGUAAUCUAAAAUUGUAUUCAUAUGUCAGUACCACAAAGUACCACUGAGAGCUAACAAUGAGAAUGUGUUCUGGGUUCUAUUCAGAGGUCUACUUGAAGCUUCAACAUUGCCACCCCCACCCCCGCAAAAACACGCUAGAAUUUUGUUGAAACAUUUGCAUAAAUAUUUGUCGUCAUAAGCCCCCCCUCACCCCCACCCUGUUCAAGUAACAUCACCACAUUAUUUGAAAUCACAACUUCUAUAAUCUAGCACAGUAGUUUCAUUCAUUUCUUUUUAUGAAUAAAACUACCUCCAUACCAUAUAUGUAGAGCAUGCCCUUGCAAGCCGUAGUUUUAGAAGAGAAGUCCAGCACGCCCCUUAAAAAAAUUACCAGAUAGGCAGUUGCACUUUAGCUCACUGUAAACCUUGUUAAUGCCAAAAUAUAUGUAGUUAUUUAAUUGUUUUCUUUUUUAAUCGUAUUAGUACAUUUUCGCAUGAAUAUAUGCUGAAAUGGCUUAAAAUCAAGAUUUAACUUUAUCCAGUUUUGUCCCUGUAAGAAAGAAUUAGCUACAAACAUGUUAGGGAAAAAAAAAACACAUUUUGGUAAAUUUACAUUUUUCAGUGGAGACACGAAAUAACUAAAGAAAAAUAUGCAGGGGAAAAUAUAGAUUGGUCGGUAAUCAAGAACAAAACUAUGCUGAAGAGAGGUCGGCUGAGGACACUAUUAGCUAGGGCGAUGCUCUUUAAUAAACUACAGUAAAUAUUAAGUCUGGAAAAUUAAACAUUAAAAAUGGGGGGGUUUGCUUCCUAACUCAGAAAUUGUAAAAUAACAUAAAAACUGAAAAUUGUUGGCCAAAAUAGCUAACUUUGGCCCCAGGAGCCAAAAGAGAACUGAUCAUGAAAGGGGGACUGAAGGUGAUUAUAUAUGAAUGGGAUGACCAUUCAUAAUCUCAUUUCAAGUAUUUUGUGGAACUUUGUGUAAGCGAUAUAGUGACCAUGUAAAAAAACAAGGUGGAGGAUGAGUGAUGACAAGUGAUUGAAGAAUACAGAAAGAAUACUUCUGAUACAUGUACAAAAAAUAUUCUUCUUAAAGGCAUACAAAAGACACCAAAACAAUGCUAGUUUAAUGAAACAGUUUUGGUGUAUAGAUCAUGCUCUGCAGUCUCACUGCUCAAUUCUCUGCCAUUUAGGAGUUAAACUACUUUUUAUGCAGCCCUAGCCACACCUCCCUGCAUAUGACCUACAUGGCUUCCAUAAACACUUCCUGUAACGCGAGAUUCAAUUUUGAAACCUCCUUUAUUGCACAUUCUGUUUGGGAAUUUGAAUUUUAAGAGGGUUUCAUCAUCUGUUUAAAUGAGUAAUACAUUUUUUGUUUUAAUGAGUAAUACAUUUAUAUACCUUCCAACACCCUAAUUCCUUAACAUAUUAGUAUAGAUUACAUACCCAUUACUGUUGUAUUACUGAGGAGUUAUAUAAUACCCUAGAAAAGAUUUUGGGCUGCAAAACACUGUGGUCAGUAACUGAAAAGGGACAUUUGGGAGAAUAAAUGUACAUUAUAUUACUGUGUAUUUGCACAUAAUUAAAACUCUGUGAAUGCAGGGUUGCAUUUAUUUUAGAGAACAAAGUAAUGAAAGUUUCUCUAAAACCAGUUUAGCUUUAAAUAAAAAUAACCUCUACAAUGUGUGUGUGUGUAUAUAUAUAUAUAUAUAAGCAGUGGGGAAAUUAAGAAUACAAACAAAUGUUAUUGUUUUUCAUUAGCAUUACAGAUGGGUUCUGGGGCAUAAAUUACUGCAUAACAAAAUAUACCUUACCUUGAACUGAAGGACUGCUGCUAGGAUCCAGAAGAGGCAGAAAUAGUAUUUGUUGGUUGGAAAUGAGGAGAAUGAUGUAGUGAAGCUGUUUCUUAUGGUUGGCAGGAAUAACUGCUAGAGAAAAUGGGCAUGCAAACGUUAUAGUGGCAUUGCCAAACUGUAAACAGAUAUUUGUUAGGGUACCCCAGAGACUACAUCAUCUAGAAAUUUAAGUGGAACUGACUGACAGGUUGACGUGAAAAGCAAGGGCUUGUUUUCAGGGUUAAAACAUAAUGACUCACUGCCUUUAAUGAAAAGUAAUACAUUCCAUAUGCUGAUAAUUUGCAACCAAUGGAUUUGCCAGGCAGAACACAGAAUGUUGUUCUACUUUAUUUAUCUAAGUAACAGGCCAAGUGAAAACAUGCUGAAAUAACAGGUUAUUAUAAAUAAAAGGAAAACAAUACAUUUAAACCAUCUAAACCGGGGUUAGGCAACCUUUGGCACUCCCGAUGUCAUGGACUACAUCUCCCAUCAUGCUAUUGUAGCCAUAAUGCUGGCAAAGCUUUAGGGGAGAUGUAGUCCAUAGCUUCUGGAGUGCCGAAGUCUACCCCUCUUCUAGUCAAAAAGAGAGGUAAGUGUUCAGAGUCUACAAGAACAAACUCUGUUUACAGUGAUGUCUCUUAAUAGAUCUAUACCAUCAUUUAUACCAGUGAAGCUUGCCCUUUUGCACUGUAGCUGAGCAUCAUGGGAUAUGCAGUCUACAAAAGUCACUAAUCUCUUCUGUUACUAUCUAUCACAAUGUAUAAGUUUCCGUGCCAUUUCACCUGAAAGGCAAUUUUACCUUUAUUCCACCUGUACAGUUAUAAAUCAGUUUCCCUGAGCCUAUGACCCUGCAGGUCUGCUAGAUUGUCACCUAAUUUGAAGAUAUAGUGGAUAAUCUCUUUAUUACAUCAUUAAACAAGGGCUAAAAUACAGAGAAUGAUACAGCCGUAUGUUUCCAGUGUUAAUUAACUGUCUCAUCUGGCAGUUUAAUGAAUGACAAAGGCCCUUUACCUCUAUCCUUAUACGGGCACGCAUGCACUGCCUGAAAUAGUAAAUGUUAAAUGCCCAUGUUGCUAUAGCAACACAGUAAUGCCACUUAGUUCAUCUGAACACCGUGCCGUUAAAACAUUUUCAAUGUUAAUAAUGACAUUGCAUAGUGAGGAGGUUAAGGUUAGGGGUCUAUACUAUUGGGUGUAGUUAGGGAUAGAGGCUUUGGUUUAUAGGAGACCGGGAGUUACUAGUAUUUGCCUUUAAGAUGCUGUAAUUGGUAGCUGUUUCUUUCUAGAUAUCAUGGGGUACAUUGCUGUACCCAGUAUCAUUACCAAGCGCAAUAAUGAUAACUGUUAUGACAAACUGCGUUAGAAUGUCACUUUAGGUUUGUAACAUGGCAACAUUCAGUCUCAGGUUUAUAUUCCGGGCGUCUGUAGCUUCAGAAUCCUCUAGAUUGUACCCUCGUUUGAGCAGGAUUCUCAUUAACCUAUUACUGUCAAAAUUUGUAACAGUUUGCCUCAUUUGUUACUGUCCCCCCCCCCCCGCCUUGAUAAUAUUAUAAAGCAUAGCGAAAUAAGUAUAGAUGCUAAUUAUAAUUAUUCUCAAGCUUUCCAUCCUUCCCUAUGAUUUGGAGGAAACACAGUUACCUCAUAUGCAAAAUAUAUCUAAAAAUAAGACAAUAGCUGUUUGCAGUCAGGGUAGGGGCCGCUAAUAGACAGGUACGGGGACUAACAGGUCCAUGUUAACCGAAUAAUGUCACUGACAUUUUAAAGUGAAUCACCUAUGCCAACACCUGCAAUACUUUCUUGGAGACACCUCUUCUAUAGGAAACAAAGUUAACCUUUAAAGAUUUUACCAACCCUUUCAAUUUGACACUUCUAAUAAUCAGACAGAAUUCCUCCCAGACGAUUCAUACAUGGUGCCUCUGAAAUAACUGAAAGAAGGUUAGACUAAUACGGUGUCAGUACAGCAAUUUUGUGCAUUGUAGAUUAACGGAAUUAAGUAAUUGGGUCAAAGUUUCAUCGUCAGACAUAUCUGAUUGAAAUUUACUGAUCUGACAGUCAAUAAAUAGCACAAACAUGUCAGACUGAUACUAGUUCGGAUGAUUUCAUAUUUAGUAAUGCGGAAUGUUGCCAUACCAUUAAGAAAACCUGUUGGUAGACUAUUAAUCCAGGAAUCAUAGUCCACAUCACAUGGUAUGCUCACGUUCAUUGCUCUGGCCCUGGAGGAAAUAAAGUUAGAAUACUUUUUUUUUAAAUUUUUAUACUUUAAUCUCCACAAAGUAAACACAGAGCUUAGAUGGAAUACCUGCGAAAGAUACCCGAGCACUUCUAUAGACCUGGUUAUUACUAGUUAUUAUUAUCAUACAUGGGGCAAAAUAUGUACAAAAUAAACCCCUUCAGCCACUUACCUGAAUCCUGCGCCGAUGUCCUGCACCAAUGUCAGGCUCUGCCCAUGCUUUCCUAUGGGGAAAAUCUGACGUUGGAGGCAUAGGCGUGCGCAGCCAAUUGCAUUAGGGUGUGCACCCUAAAGCACAAACACACGCCACGCGCGUGUGUAUGUAUCUCUCUCUCUCUCUCUCUCUCUCUCUCUAUAUAUAUAUAUAUAUAUAUAUAUAUAUAUAUAAACACACACACACACACACAGCUGUGUGUGCUGUUAGUGUGCUGUGUGCUGUUAGUGUUAUGUGUGUGUGAGGGUGCGUGUUUGUGACUGUGCUGUUUGUGUGUGAGGGUGUUUGUGUGUGUAUGUUUGUCCUGUGAGGGUGCUAUUUGUGAGGGUGCUGUUAGUGUGCUGUGUGUGAGGGUGUUGUGUUUUUUUUAAAGGUGCUGUGUGUGUUUGUGAGGGUGCGGUUAGUGUACUGUCGCUCAGAUAUCGCGAGAGGAACCUGGCGGAGCUUCUGUCUAGAGCUUCCUGGGUCCUCUACUGCCUCCCUCCAAGCUGCUGUGGGCCGGUGAGGUAGAUCUUUGGUCUCCCCGCCGGCCCAUGAAGGCUUAGAGCAGAGCUGGCACUCAGAUAGCGCCGGCUCUGCGUGUGUAUGUGUGUAUGUGUGUAUAUAUAUAUGUGUAUAUAUAUAUAUAUAUAUGUGUAUAUAUAUGUACACACACACACACUGACAGACACACACAUACACUCACAGACACACACUGACACACACACAUACAUACUCACAGACACACACUCACAGAAACACACACACACUCACAGAAACACACACACACUCACAGAAACACACACACACACUCACAGACACACACACACUGACACACACACAUACAUACUCACAGACACACACUCACAGAAACACACACACACUCACAGACACACACACACACACAGACACACACACAUACUCACAGACACACACACACUGACACACACAUAUACUCACACACACUCACAGACACACACUCUGACACACACACACACAUUAUUAUAUAUAUAUUUUUUUUUUUUUAAAUGUCCACCCAGCCUCCUACCUGGAGUGCUGGUGGACUUGUCCCUGGGGUCCAGUGGGGGCGGGCGCCUUUCUCCAGUUCAGCCGCGGCGAGGGAGCUCUCUGCUCUCUGCUCUCUGCUCCCUCUCGCCGCGCGGGCUGUCUGCUGGAGCUGGGAGCCGGAAUAUGACGUCAUAUUCCGGCUCCCGGCAUCAGCGCGCGGCGAGAGGGAGCAGAGAGCAGAGAGCAGAGAGCUCCCUCGCCGCGGCUGAACUGCGGGGAGGGGGGGGGGCGGGGGGGUAAUCCAUCACCUCUUGCCCCCCCCUCCCCCAUGACAGGGGCAAGAGGUGAGACAGGGGGGCGCUGAGUGCCUGCAGGAACAGCGUUCCUGCUCAAAAAAAGUGCAGGAACGCUGUUCCUGCAGGACUCAAGCCAUAGGCGUGCCACGGGGAUUAGGGUGUGCCCAGGCACACCCGGCACACCCCGUGCGCACGCCUAUGGUUGGAGGUCUGUGAAGACGUCCAGCGUCAGAUAACGGACCAAAAGACACUUGGAUUCCGGAAGCGCCACCACAGACAGCCACAGUGUACAGACUUAGAGCUGCAAUGUAAACAUGUUUUACAUUGCAGCACUAAGUGCAAAAGGGUCACUUUAGCUCAUUGACUACUUGACCCUUUUGCACUUAGUGCUGCAAUGUACACCCUCACCCCUCAAGAGAGAUUGCCCAUCUAGAAGUGAGACACCUACAUGUUCUUAUUUCACAUUAUGACGCCCUCUUUGUCUAGUCAGUCAGAAUCAUUUUUCUGUAUAAAUAUAUCACAGAGCUCCACCGUAAUGAAACUCACCACAGUAUGCCAUACAUCCUAAAGUUUCAAAUGGGAAUGGGGUGUAGCCAUGGGAAUGGGGCUGUUCUGAGAACCUAUAAUAAAUGACUUACUAAUUGACUACUUCAACGAGCUAAAAUAGUCUGGGUGCCUACAGUGUCCCUUUAAGUGCAGUACUGUUAUUAAAUAAAAUUACCUGCAUUUAAACACACUAGCACCAGACACAUAUAUUCUUAUAUUAACAGACACAACACAUAAAUGUACUACUACCUUGACAACAUGCAAAUGCAGCCAUGAAUUCAGUUUCACUAUAUGCAAAUACACAGUAAUAUAAUGUCCAUUUAUUCACAUAAACACUAUUUAUUCAGUACAAUGAAACACACUCUAAUGCUUCCUUGCAUUCACACCUGCUGAUGCUAUACACAAACACACAUUCACACAGACACUGUAUGCAAAUAAAGAUGUGUUCUCCCACUGAUUCUAAACAAUCAAGCACUAAUGAGGAUUAACACAUAUUCCUCCACACACACAAAUGAAUACACCCAGGGGUUUAUUCAAUUAACCAGGAGGCCUGUGAAAAAUUAAAAAGUGAAAUUCUAAUUUGUAGUCACAUUAGAAAGGAAGGAAAAUGAACUAUAAUUUUCAAAUGUAUAAAUAAUAAACCCCAUUGUAAUGUAUUUGGCAUAUAUCAAUUUUACGUAGGAAUAUGUAUGUUCGUUUUGGCUCAUUAACUUUGCAAUGUUAUUUUUGGCUUUUCACAGAAUAUGAAUUUGGCUCAAGAGUUGAAAGAGGACUGCUGGGCUUUAAAAUGCCCGGGCACAUUUGUUAUCCCAGUCUAGCCCUUAGUGACAGAGUUAUGCGAUCUCCAGUACUAGCCGUACGUGGAAUGUGUUGUAAUCUGGCCCAAAGCGACUUCAUGCAGAAUGUAACUUUCAUUGUGCAAGAGCCAUUCAAAUCAUGGGAGGGGAGAUAUGUCACCGUGUCCAAAGUGAACAUUAUGUUCAGCCAUUUAUAUAUUUUUCUGUUGCUGCUUGUAUAAUGAUAAUAAUCUUUGACCGAGAAGUAAAUCAGGGAGGUGUCUCCAUAGCUCUGAUGGACGGAUAUUCUGCCAAUGCUGGUGUGAAAGUAUUACUGGAGGGAGAUGGAAACCACAAACGUGUUCGAACUCAAACAUGUGACUUAAUGCUUGUGGUGCCAGGAGAGGCCCAGGGUAUGGUGAUCUGGGCAAAGUAAUUAUUCAUAGUAUUGGAUGUAUAAUGUUAAAUUCUAAGUAUUGAUACAUUGGAUAUGUAAAUCUGUCAGUAACUGUCACUCUUUUACAAACUGUCAGGGUGGUUUACCUAAAAACACCCUCACCCCUCAAGAGAGAUUGCCCAUCUAUAAGAGAGACACCUACACAUUCUUAUUUCAUAUUAUGAUGCCCCCUUUGUCUAGUCAGUCAGAAUAAUUUUGCUGUAUAAAUAUAUCACAGAGCUCCACCGUAAUGAAACUCGCCACAGUAUGCCAUACAUCCUAAAGUUUCAAAUGGGAAUGGAGUGUAGCCAUGGGAAUGGGGCUGUUCUGAGAACCUAUAAUAAAUGACUUACUAAUUGACUACUUCAAUGAGCUAAAGUGGUCUGGGUGCCUACAGUGUCCCUUUAAGUGCAGUACUGUUAUUAAAUACAAUUACCUGCAUUUAAACACACUAGCACCAGACACAUAUAUGGAGCUCUGGUACACUCUUAGUCACACAAAAAAUAUGGAGUUCCUAGAAAAGUGGGACAUUGGGAUAGAAAGAAGGGGCAGAGGGAUUUGGACCAACAAUAGGAAAUGUCUCUCUUAAAUAGAGACACUAAGGAGUUAUGAUAUGAGGUGUGUAUAUCACAGAGCUUCACAGCAAUAGAAGCAAUAAAACUCAUAGUAAUGUGUGGUGCCUAAUCCCGAUUUACAGAAAUUCUCACAAUAAAAAUAAAAGCAAAAAAACAUACUUCCCAGCAUUUCAAAAUACAAAGAGGGACACUUACAUUUUAGGGUAUGAAAGGGUGGCUGUUAAUGGCUGUAGAAUUUUAGGAUACUUUCUAUUAAGAUAUGCAACUAAAAUAUAAUUUAGAACAAGAACAACGUAUAUUAUUUACACAAACUGAUUUCUAAACCCAUUUCUAGUUUAAAGACACAUUACUGAGAGUAUUAUUCUGUGGAGCUCAGUUCUGCACUCAGACACACCAACCCUAUGGUGCUUACGAGAUAAAGGGACAUUUGGAUGGAAAAGAGGGUCAGGGGAUUUGAUCCCACUUUACUUGAAAGCGCAUUGCAAAGAUAAAGACAGAGAUAAAGACUACAAACAUGGAGACACGUCAGUCACCUCAAUCGUCAUGUAGGGAAGGAACCGACCCCAGGAUGCAUGUUACAGGAGAAGGGAUGGAACAUCAGGUAAGUAUGUCUUGUCUUUUAACCUAUACAUUUACAGGCGAUUUAUUUAUUUAUUUAUUAUUUAUAAAAUAUUUUGCCAGGAAAGAUACAUUGAGAUUUCUCUCGUUUUCAAGUAUGUCCUGGGUCCACAAAUCAUUGCAUUGUUACAUUAGGUACAACAAAAUACAAAAACAAUAUUAAUACACAAUAUAUACAAAAUUUAACAUAGAACAAUUUCAGAUGCAAGGUAUAUUCAUUAUAAGAGGUAAGACCACACCUUGAAUAUGCUGCACAAUUGUAGGCAUAUGUUCUAAAUAAAGAUAUUAUGGCACUAGAGAAAGUGUAGGUUGGGCUACAAAAUGAAUAUGGGGAGUGGAAGAUUUAGUUGAGAAGAAAGGUUAAAAAAUUCAAGGGACUACUAACGUCAUCCAGACUGUUUCAUCUUAAUGUAGUCUGCAUGCAGUGGUCCUGUCAUUUUGUAAACAAUGUAAACUAAUGCAGUUCUUUAGAUACUGCAAUCUUUACAUUGCAGGAUUUAACACUUCUCUAAAGGCAGUAAUCUAGACAACCACUAGAGGUGCUUCUGCAGCACCUACAAGUAACAUUUGGUCAAGUGACUUUGAAGCUCACAGGAAAGCAUUGAAUGUAAUACUUCCUCUGAGAAGAAUUUGGAAGUGCAAUCCGGAGCAUUGGAUUGGCCAUGAACUUGAGACCAGGACGUUGUCUUGGCACUGGAGUAAAAUAAAUUUUCUCCAGAUUUUAACUGGAAACAGGGAAGAGGAGCUAAAACAAGUCCGCAGAUAGGGCACUAUAGCGUUAGGAAUUCAGGUACCUAACGCAAUAGGGUUACUUUAAAUCUGUUUAGUUUACAUGACGGCUCAGAGGGAUAUGAUAACAUUAUAUAAAUAUAUUCAGGCCAACACAAACCAUUGUAUGGAAAUGUAUUUAUUAAUAUGACUAUACACAGGACACCCCCUUAAUUAUUUAGGACCUCAACCUGCUGCCAGUGGGUAGGGCUGGGGAAGACAAUUGGUCCACUCCCAAUUUUAUUUAGGUCACCUACCCAUCCUCAAUGGGUGGAGGCUUGCAGGGACAAUAGUAUUAUUUAUACCCCCCUUCACCUGCCACAAGUGGCUGGGGGGACAAUAGGUUCACUCUUCAAUAUUUUAUCAGGCCCCCACCAGGCAUGAAAAGGGGGAGCUGGGGAGAACAAUAGGUCGAUACCCCCAUAAUUAUUUAGGACCACCACCUACCAUCAAUGGGUGCUCUGUGGAGGAGGGACAAUAUGUUACCACAUGCGUGUCAUCCAUGGAUGCACGGUGUACUUCCAGUUCCGCCCUACAUGUAUGUCCUUGUAUCAUAAAGAGUAAUGUGCAUAAAUGUCCCAGAGCGCACAUGUGUGUAUGCGUUCCAACUUCCAAAAACAUAACAUUUAGGGAUAUAAUAUUUGAUAUUUGGGUUUAAAGCUUCUUGAUCCAAGGAGAGAUCUUACUGUUAUUUUGGGGUCCAGAAGGAAUUUUCUUUCCUAGUUUGUUGAAAAAUUGGAUAGUUCUUGAAACUGUCUUUUUUUUUUUUUUGGAUGAACAGCAGCAACAGACAAGAGAAAGAAAGGCUGAACAUGAUGGACCCAUGCCUCUUUUCAGCCUAUGUAACUAUGUAAACUGAAAUCUAGCAGUAAUAUCGGUGGGGUCUGGAUUAUAUGGGCAGGUGGGGAAGUACCAACCCAAUUUUUGUUACAAAAAAUAUAUAAAUAAAAUCUAUCGACAUUUUUUUAGAAUAAACACGUCUGUCAUGAUUAUAUCAGCAGUUUGCAUUCCCCCCUUUUAUUAAUAACUGGAGAUGCAGCUGGUUAUGAACAGGACGUAGCAUCUCGUGGGGUUUUGUGUUAGCCAACAAGUCAUGGAGCAGAGCGCUAACCAUCUUUAAACUUCACCAGCCACAAUUGAGUACUAUUGUACAAAACAAUAAAAAAUAAACCUGAUCAAGGACAGAAAAAGGUUGGCACACCGGUUCUCCAAUGGUACAGGUGAGUCCGGCAGAUCCUGUUACUGCUGUGGUAAGGGAGCAAGUUGCUUGCUGACAUGUGACAAAAAAGAGAAAAACUAUUUUUGUCUUUGUUUUUUGUUUAACCCCUUAAGGACCAAACUUCUGGAAUAAAAGGGAAUCAUGACAUGUCAUGUGUGCUUAAGGGGUUAAAGGGAUUCUCAAAUCUGUUUUCCUGGCACUGUAGAAUCCUGGAGUGCCCCCCCCCCCCCAUCCCAUCCCAUCCCACAUCGCUGAAGCGGUUAGAACAACUUCAGGCACUUACCUUAAUCCUCAGCGCCCACACUCCACCCCGCCGGCGAUUGAGAACUAAAGCGCAUGCUCGGCAAUGGCUGUGCGCACAUUAGACCUUCCAAUAGGAAAGCAUUAUUCAAUGCUUUCCACGGGGAUUCCGGCAACGCUGGAGGUCCUAAUGCAUAGCGUGAGGCCGUCCAGUGUCGUUUAGACGACCAAAAGUCGUCUAAGAAACCAAAAGUCCCUCUAGUGGCUGUCUGGCAGACCGCCACUAGAGGAUGACAACUCUGCAAGGUAAUUAUUGCAGUUUUUGUAAACGACACUACACUUGCAGGGUUAAGCAUAGGCGUGCGCAGCCCAUUGUAUAAGAGUGUGCAGCCUAAAGCACAAACACACAUGCCGCGUAUAUAUAUAUAUAUAUAUAUAUAUAUAUAUAUAUAUACACACACACACACAUAUAUACCGCUGUGUGUGUAUAUGUGUAAGGGUGCUGUGUGAAGGCGCUGUGUGUGAGUGAAGGCGCUGUGUGUGAGUGAAGGCGCUGUGUGUGAAGGCGCUGUGUGUGUGAAGGCGCUGUGUGUGUGAAGGCGCUGUGUGUGUGAAAGCGCUGUGUGUGUGAGGGCACGCUAUGUGUGUGUGAGGGCGCGCUAUGUGUGUGUGAGGGCACUGUGUGUGUGUGAGGGCGCGCUAUGUGUGUGUGUGGACACUGUGUGUGAGGGCACUGUGUGUGUGUGUGAGGGCGCUGUGUGUGAGGGCGCUGUGUGUGAGGGCGCUGUGUGUGUGUGUGUGUGUGAAGGCGCUGUGUGUGUGAGGGCGAUGUGUGUGUGUGUGUGUGUGAGGGCGCUGUGUGUGUGUGGGUGCUGUGUGUGUGUGUGGGCGCUGUGUGUGUAAGGGUGCUGUUAGUGUGAGGGUGCUGUGUAUGUAAGGGUGAUGUAUGUGUGUGUAAGGGUGCUGUGUGUGUGUGAGGGUGCUGUGUAUGUAAGGGUGAUGUAUUUGUGUGUAAGGGUGCUGUGUGUGUGAUGUUAGUGUGUGUGUAUGUGUAAGGGUGCUGUGUGUGUAAGGGUGCUUUUAGUGUGAGUCCUGUGUGUGUAAGGGUGAUGGAUGUGUGUGUGUGCUGUAUGUUUGUGUGUAUUGUGUGGGGGUGGGGGGCCAUUUAGUUAAUAUCCCCCCUCCCUUCUUACCUUUUGUAGGGAGGGGGGACCGUGCUGCUGCCAUCACUGGUGGUCCAGUGGUGAGUGAACUAUAGCCCCGUAUCCUGCGGGGCUAGAGUUCAUCCUCGCAAGAUCUGAGCGUUGCCGCUGCUCCGACCUCGCAAGAGGAACCCGGUGGAGCUGCUUGCAAGAGCUCCCCGGGUCCUCUCCUGCCUCCCUCACUUCCUGUGGGUUGGUGAGGGAGAUCUUGGAUCUCCCUCACAGGCCCAUGGAGGGAGGCACAUAUCGCCGGCCACGGGGAUUAGGGUGUGUCUAGGCACACCCGGCACACCCCGUGCGCACGCCUAUGGGGUUAAGCAUGAUGAGAGUUGGAACCCAGACCACGUCAAUGGGCUGAAGGAGUCUGGGUGCCUACAGUGUCCCUUUAACCAAUGCAAUGCUAUAAAAACACUUUGUGUAAUUGUUUUUUAUAUUCCAAAAUUGCUUUUUAGACCAAUAACACUGAUUACUUUUUUUUAUCAAGGAAGAAUAAUUUUUUUAUUGGCAAAUAAUGCAGUAAAUAUAUGUGUGCGUUACUAGCAAGUAGACACACAUCUGCUCAUUGACGCCUUAAUUUCCAAAGAAUUUGGGAAAUUAAAAAUAUCAAGUUCCCUUUAAUUUAGAGGAAGUAAUUUUACUCAUAUUUCCCAUGACUCACAGCACAUAAAACAUUAGAAUAGACACUCAUUUUAUAACUAAUAUCUGAGUAAUAGUGAUAAAUAAUUGAAAUUCCAGCACUAACCAUUCUAGUUAAUAAAUUAUUCAAAUACUUUACUACUCACAUCCUAUUGCCCAACUAAUUGAAUAAAUAGAAAACUUAAUGUUGUGGCCAUUUAUAAUAAGCACUGCAGCUGUAAGCCCACCGUCAACCCGGUGACAUUACAGGAGGCAGUUGUAGUUUCUCCUACCUGUACAAAUUCGUGUACAGUGCGGUCAUGCAUGGCGGGUGCAAACUAUACCUCAAAUUUUGCAUGUCCUGUUAUAGCUUUGAAUGAGUGGGCCUUGGCUCAUUAAAAUAUGACACUAGGAAAAAACUGUGUUGCAAUAAUAGCAUAACACAUUCUUUACUCAUAUGUACAUACUUCAGUAAUCCUUAGAGAAGGUGGAUUACAACUGAAAAGGCGCCAACGUGAUCAUAAGACUAUUAAACUGACUCUAAAUGAGAUUGUACUUUUAGAAAACACUAUGAAUAGUAUACUGUAUCAUUGUUAAAUAUAUUGUUUUUAUGAUGUAGAGAUUUUGACCACUGAAUCUGACCUGACAUGAAAAAUGAUUUCUAACACAUUCUAAAAAUUUUAAUUUCUAUAUUUCUUAUUAACUCCUUCCCUCCCAAGUCAAUCCAACAAUGAACGUACUCACGCUAAGUUUCAUUUUGCAUUGCAAGGCUCUUUAAUCCCCACUUACAUUCCACUUUGCUCGAGGGCUGAUGUUUGUACUGCAGAGAAACAUGUUGGCUUUUUUUAACCAGACCUCAACUUUGUCCCUCUGCAUCUCAGGGGGCCUGUGCAUGGUGGUCUGCUCACGCAGCCUACGUGGGGGUGAGGGCUCUGAGCACAUUGAUCAAUUAGAAGGAGUAUAUAAAAUUAUAUUUACAUUCUGGUGGCUUUUUUUUUUUUUUACAAAACGACAUUCCAGAAAUGCCAUUAAAGGGACACUAUAGUCACCAGAACCACCAAAGCUUAAUGUAGUGGUUGUGGUGUCUAUAGUAUAUCCCUGCAGGCACAACAACGCAAACGCUGCCUUUGCAGAGUAAAGGCAGUGUUUACAUUGCUGCCUUGUAACACCUCUAGCAGCAGUCACUCAGAUGGCCACUAGAGGGGCUUUCUGCUUCAGGGCUGCGCAGUGUGAAGCACCUACAUUCAGCAUCUCCACUCUCUGCAUGGAGGUGCUGAACGUUUGAUUCACUGAAUCUCUCUGAGGAGAUGCUGAUUGGCGCAGCGCAAUAGCCUCACAAUGCUUUCCAUUGGAAGGGCUGAGAUUAUCAAUAUUGAUGAUCUCAGCCAUAGCAGCAUGGCCAGCCACAACAAGACAAGCGCAGUGUUAGAGAAAAGUUCAGUAAAAUAAAUUUCAACUCCAUUCCGAGGGGGGCUGGACACCUAAAUAGGUAGUCCAUCACUAUAGUGUUCCUUUAAGUUCUUAAAAAAACACUAGUGCGAUAGCUGACAACUUUUAUUAUUCUACUGUAUGUAAUAAAAAUAAUGCUAUUUCUGCUUCUAUGUCAACAUUUGAGAUGUUAUAGAACACAAUAUAGUCUCAAACUAAGCAGAGAGACUAGGUUGAGGGCAGCUGGUGCUCACAUUCUGUGUUAAUCUGUUUGAGAACGGUUUUAAAGAGGACUCCAGUCACCAAUAACCACUUCAGUGAGGAUAGCGUCCUAUUAAUGUUGUGCUCUGUUUUGUGUUUAUUUUGGCGUGUUUAUUCAAGGAGAUUCAUAUUUGUGUGCCACCAUUAUGAGGGUUUUUUUUUCUGGAUAGGAAUAUAACUUCCUGUUCUCAUAAACUCUGUUUUUGAAGUAAUUAACUAUUUAACUUGCACAAUAUCCCUAUAUCAGGGUUAGAAUUCAAAGUGAAUUGAAAGUGGAUUUCAAAUUUAGCCAGCCUGAGGUGACCUGAAAGCACAGCAGAAUUGUCCUAGUUCAGAAAAUUUUACCUUAAAUUUGAAGUUCACUUUGAAUCCAUUGUACAGCUCUACGGAAUUUGCUGGCGCUAUAUAAAUAAUAAAAUAAUAAUAAUAAUUCACCCCGAAUUUUCAUGUUUGUGAGUAACCCUGUAUAUUUUAGAUUCAAUGGUGAUUUUGCUCACUAUCAACCCUGUGGCUUCAGUUCCAUUGAUACAUUAAAACUAUCUUUCAUAGAUCGUUUGUGAUGUGAUGGUCACCUCUGAUCUUCUCCUCUAUUGAGUUUAACUUCAAUGAAAUAUGCUUUAUUCUCUCCCAUGACUUGCCCUCACAUCCAACUUAAAUUUGUAAUUUCUUUAAAUUAAUGCCAGUUGUUGUAUCCCAUAUAUCUAAAUUUGGCUUCUCUUUGGAAUGUUUUGUCUCCUACGCACCUAUUAUCUUUUGGUACAUGUUGUUUUCCUCUAUGUUAUUGUAUUUCCUUGUGCCCGUGUGAUGGCUCCCAGCUUUGCUUUGUUUGAAUUUGAUUAUGGUUUCAAUCCUGCUGCCUCUGGUCACCCGGUGACCUGAAAUUCUAAAAACAGACAUGUCCGGAGCAUAGACAUCAAACACCCCCUGAGGUGGCAGGGUACAAGGUCUGUGUCGCUCAGCUCUCUUCCUGAUCCAUUUCCUACUGCACCAGGAUGACUAAGGACUUGCGUGUUCAACAAAUGUAACUUUACAGAGCAAUGCAUUGGAUAAUACGUUGAUAACGCAGUCUUUGAUAAACUGUAUAUCUUCUAUAUUAAAUGUAAAAUGCCUUCCUAGAUUACGAAAUCUGGAAGCCUUCAUCUCGUCGUUUGACCGAACCAUUCAGAGAAUCCGACAUUGACAUUUUCAUUUCCUUUAUCAGAAAGUGUUGUGAAAUGUAUUAUCAAAACAUUAAACCCACUAUAAAUCGGAAUAUCCUUGAUGUAGCUUUCCCAGUUAGGAGUGGGGUUACAGGUUUUGAAAACAUGUGGAAUGAAGCAUGAGACCGUUCUAAGAAAUCAAGCAGCUCUGACAUCAGAAUUCUUUGUUAAAGAAACACUGUAGUCAUCAACACCACUCCAUCUAAAUGAAUUGGUCGGGUUGCAGUGUAUCUGUCCUUUUAACCCUGCAAUGUCAGACAUGGCAGUUUUUUUAGAAACUGCAAUGUUUACAUUGAAUGGUUAAGUCUACCUCUAGUGGCUGUCAGUAAAACGUAGUUACAUGCGACAGAGCCCCAUAGGAAAGCAUUGAUUCAUUGUUUUGCUAUGGGAACGUUUAAAUGCACACAGAGCACUUGCCGCGCAUGCACAAUAGGUGCCCAAUGCUUCUCUAUGAGGAGUAUUGGAUUAGACAUCAGCGGAGUACCCCAAUGUGGCCAUGCUUCUUUGUGAUAUUUCAGGAGGUGGAGAGGUAAGCCGACAGCCUCAGCACUGGAAAAAGGUAAGUUAAACAUUAUUUUAUUUUAAGAAAUUUUAAUGCGCUGUGGGUUCAUAAUAUAGUCAGAUCUUUGUAUCCAAAUUUAAUGCUAAUUUUAUUUUAAGUUUAGUAAAUAAAAACUAAUUUCCUUGUCUUGGAUAUUAUGUUUGGAUUGCUGUUGCACUGAGUUUCAGUAAGUAAGUAUACGAUGUCACGUGCAGAAGAUAUGUUUCAUGUUAUAUGUGCAUGUUGCAUUAACUUGUAUGUGCACUUGAAGUAACUUUAAAUGCUGUGCUACACAUGUACAUGCCAUAAUAUUUGCAACUGUAUCUUUAGAAGUAGAAACCAAAUAAGUAGUGUAUUUUUUUUUUUUUUACGGAAGAAUUGACUUUUUCAUGCAAAACAUAGAAAGCCCCCAUCAUGUAUUUUAAGCAUGUUAUCCCUCCUUAAGCUUUAAUGUACGUAAAAACCGUCCUUAUAGCUGGAAUGUGCUUUUAUGGGACUCAAAAAAGCUUUUAAACUCACAGAAGUGGGGUAUAAUUUCACAAGAGGUAAAGAGCACUGGGGCCAAAUGGAAUGGAUUGCCAGGUGCAUUCUUUAGCUAACUAAACAAAUAUAUAACAUUUUUCAGAUAUUGAAGAUAGUGUAGAGUAAGAAGGUAAAUUAGGGUAAAAUAAAUAUUGAUAGUACAAACUGUGUGAGGUGAGACAGGGUAGGCGGUUGCAGAAUGAGAAAUUAUUCUUGGAUUAAAAAAGUAAUGCUUAGGCUCUGUGCAAUGGGCUGAAAGGUUUUGAAGGAAUCACAGAUAAAAAAUAGCUGAUGUCCUGAAUGAUUUGUGUUUUGUUCUAUAUCACAGAUAGUUUAUGGAAAAUCAGUCUCUAUUUUUAAGUUAUUAUAUGGCAGGAUGGCAAACACACCCAAAAUGAUAAUGUUACGGCUUUCAGUUUAACUGAUUUCUAUCGCUUUUUCUCUUUACUUUGGGUAAGAUCUUGUUUGUGGCGUUUGGCCAUUUGAAUACUCUGCAGUCUAAACAAAAACAAACAAAUGAACAAAGCUUAACAGAUUCCUAGAACGCUGCUAGUUAUGUUUGGAACAUCAGAUGUUUCAGGGCCAUGAAAGGGUUUCUCCAGGCAUCCUAACCACUACAACCUGCUAUAGUGAUUAUGGCGACAAGACUACUAUGGCAAAAUUUCAUGUAAAGGGGGAAUACCAUUUUGCAAUGGUUGCCACUUAUUUGUGAGGUUCACUGUACACUGAGCCUUCAAGAAUGGUGGCUUGCCAUAUCCAACUUCUGCCGAAGGGCAGAAUAAGAAAGCCAGUACUCUUUCAUUUAUUCUGUUAGUUGCAGUUGAGUGCUCUCAGUCAAUGAAAAUCUAUUAAUAUGCACAUAAUUAACAUUAGCCAUUAACAUUCUAGGUUGACUAAUGAAAGCUGCUGGAGGUGGAAUUAUGUCUCUGGCAACAAUAUGAAAUAUCUCUGAAGUGGUUAUAAUGGUUUGAGUAACCAUUUAAGGUUGACUGAAGAACAUAUUGAGAAACAGUGGCGUACAUACCGGGGUCGCAGGGGUCGCGGCUGCGACCGGGCCCGGCCCACCAGGGGGCCCGGCCACCCCUGCGACCAGGUAUGUACCCACAGGGCCAGCCUCUUCCCCUGGGGGGCCCAGGAGCCGACCACCCCAGGGCCCCCCGAGGCUGGCCCUGCUGACACCCGGCAGUCGGGUGGCCUGUCGGGCAGGCGGGUGCGCGAGGGAGCACUCAGUGCUUCCUCUUCAGCUCCCUCGCGCACCGCACUUCCGGCGCCGGCAUCCCUACGCGGCGCGCGAGGGAGCUGAAGAGGAAGCACUGAGUGCUCCCUCGCGCGCCCACUUGCCCGACUGGCCACCCGACUGCCCAGGAGCCCAGCAGCACCACUGGACCCUAGGGAAUCCCCCCAGCACUCCAAAAAGUAAGGAGGCUGGAGGGAUUACAUUUAAAAAAAAAAAAAAAAUGUGUUAGAGUGAGUGUUAUAGUGUGUGUGAGUGUUAGAGUGUGCGUUAGAGUGUGCAUUAGAGUGUGCGUUAGAGUGUGCAUUAGAGUGAGUGUGCGUUAGAGUGAGUGUGCGUUAGAGUGAGUGUGCAUUAGAGUGAGUGUGUGUGUGAGUGAGUGUGUGUGAGUGUGUGUUAGAGUGAGUGUGUGUUAGAGUGAGUGUGUUAGAGUGAGCGUUAGUGUGAGUGUUAGUGAGUGUGUGUGUUAGUGAGUCUGUUUGAUGUCUGUUAGUGAGUGCGUGUUUGUCAAUGAGAGUGUAUGUUUUGUGAGUGUGUAUGUAUGUCUGUAAGUGUGUGUGUCUUCAGCACUUACCAUUCUCCAGCGCCGGACUCCCUUGGCGCUGGGGAUCCCUCAGCCUCUCAGCUCCAAAUGCAACCGCGCACACAUUCAAACCGCCCAUAGGAAAGCAUUACUCAAUGCUUUCCUAUGGACGUUCAGUGUGCUCCUCUAGCGGCUGUCAGUGAGACAGCCACUAGAGGCUGGAUUAACCCUCAGUGAAACAUACCAGUUUCUCUGAAACUGCUAUGUUUUCAGCUGCAGGGUUAAAACUAGAGGGACCUGACACCCAGACAACUUCAAUGAGCUAAAGUGAUCUGGGUGUCUGUAGUGGUCCUUUAAGUGUGUGUACAUCUGCAUGCACUGGCGUACAUACCGCGGUCGCAGGGGUCGCAGCCCUGUAACCCCUGCGACCAGGUGCCCACCGCCAUGUGUUGCGGCCCGACCCGUGCGCGGGGGUGGGGGGGCCCAUGGAUCAAUUUUCGCACCGGGGCCCCAUGGGUCAUGUGUACGCCACUGUUGAGAAAUAUAGUCAAUAAACACACAAUUCGUUUUGUUGCCACCACGUGGAAAAAAGAAAAUAUCCACAACAAAAGUGGAUCAGAGGGGAUAACACUGCAUUGUUUAAAGCAAUAUUGAAAUCAGGUAAAAGAAAUGUUAUAUUUGGGGAGAUGGGACAUAUUUUCACUAUUUUAUGACGAGAACAAUUUCAAGAGCAGUCUACUCAGGACAGGAUUGUAAAUAACUCAUAGAACAGGCCAGGGAUGGUCUGGUCAAUCUAAGCAUCCUGAAUUGACUACUACCAACAUACCGUACUGGGCCUAUUCACUAAAUAGGUAGGUUGCAGCUAUGGAGAAUUUAUUGAACUCCUACCUGUGACCCCAAAGAUACUUAAUCGGCCUCCGUUUGUCCAUAGAUAUUUCUAAAUGAGAAAAUGAUAAAAAAAAAACAAGAAUCAAUGCCCACUCAGGUUAUAAGAAAGAGUGUUUUUUAUUUCAUUUCCUCUACUGUAAAUUGCAGUCCCCCAUGUAACUAAUGCAAACGGAAGCAAGCUAUAUGACAAGAAUCAUUCUGUACUCUUUACUUGCUGUUUUUUGUUUUUGUAUCAAAUCAUUUAAAAAGGCUAAAAGCAUUUUUUCAUGUUUAUAUUGAAGCUGUUAGUUUUUCCUUCAAUAAAACAAAAUGAAAAAUAAAACUCUUCAGUUAAUUUUAGCAAAUAUUUUUUUGUAAAUACUUUAUAUAACGCCUCGAUGGGCUGGUAAAAUAUCAUUUUUAUACAGGUGUUCUGUAUUCUUACUGUUGUUGCUUUCUGAAGCUAUGUGUUACAGUGUUCACAAGGUGUAGAAUACAGGUUUGUUAUCAAUAGCUUGAUGGAGUGUUCACAUGGAAAAUUUGAUAUAGAAAGUGACGGUUUCAAGUUAAUCUACAACUGACCCUUUUGUCUUAUAGGUCUUUGUGCUUUGCCAUGCUCUCCUGCAACUCUCACAGCUUCUAUACAGUGCCUACUUCAAGAGUAGUCUGACCACAAUAGAGAAACGCUUUGGGCUUUCAAGUUCCUCUUCUGGCCUUCUUUCGAGCAUCCAUGAGGUAAGAUUUCUGGACCACUGUAGCUAGCCCUGUGCAACAAACUGAAAUUUCCCUCUUGUAAAGAGAAGCAUAACAUUUCAAUGAAAAAACUAAUGCAGAUGUUCCCACUGCUAAAAAUUUGCAUCCACCUACCCCCUCUAACUUCUUAAUGUGGUAAGUGAGGGUAGGUGGAGGUCAGUAACCUCUGAAUGUGCCCCAACGAUAGACUAAUAUAUAUCCGCUUACUUGUAGAUAGCCUUCUACAUACCUGCUUGUCACUAGACCAGCUCGAAAUUCUCACCUGUAAUUUACAACAGAUUCUUACACCAUUAGCCCACAGAAGGCUUGUUUUAUUAAAUGUUUACUCUUUGACAGACCUUUUAUGGGGAAGGCCAACAUAGACAUUUUCUUUUUGACUGCUUAGCCCAGGAAGUAAUUUUUCACUAUUGAGAUAAGUACAGUCUGUGUAACUGUAAAAAGAUUUCACAUGUUCACACCCUAACUAUAUACCUUUGUACUGUUCAUACCUGCAAACAUAUCACUAAUCACUGUCAGUCCUAUAUAUUUGUUCCACUGAUUAAAUCACUAAAUAACGUUUCUCUGCUGAAGUGUGUACACACAUAUUCUAUCUACCAAGGUCAGUACACAAGUACACUUUGUUCACAUCACAAUAUUACACUUGUUGAGAUAUUAGCCCCUAUUUCUUUUUAGUCAUUUCGGUGCACACCUCUUGGUAAAUAAAUGCAAUAAUCCAACUGAAAUAAAGACCUAUAACCUAAGAUCACUUGACUUUGUAUCCUUUCUCAAGCUUGCAUAUAUAUGGUAUUUCUUUGUUUACAUCAGGACUGAAUCUCAUGUUUCGAUACACAUUGACUACUUUAUGUGUUCAGUGCAUACCUUAUCGGUACUUCAAUCAGUGCAGAUUAACCUGCUAAACAUUUGCAUUCCCUCUCAACAAAGCAGAUUAAUGCAUACCUCACACCGAUUAGACCAGGGAUGCAAUAGAUGGCCUGGGAAUAUUGGGCAUUGUAGGGCAAUAGUUAGAGAUGCAUGAUUUAGACCUUCUCAAUACUUCUCUCAACAGUGUCAAGGAAGGAAACUCUCGAAGCUAGUGUUCUUUGUCAUCAUCAUCCACUAACAAGUCACCAUAAGUUAUUACUAGAUGUUGAUAUACAUCUCACUGCAGUGGUUAUGCUGUCAGUAGUAUCCUGACCUGAUUCCCGGUAAUUUGGAAAACAGUUUAGCGAUGGUUUGUCCCCCUUCCUGGUCUUCCUAGGCUCUGAUGCUGACCGCUCUCAGCCAAUUACUUAAUUUCUGUACAUUGAAAGUUUCAAAGUAUUGACAUAUGCCAGCCCAAAACGCUAGUUCUUGGCUAGCUAAUGACUACCCAAUGACGCUGCCAGAGAUGGACUUACAUCCCUGGCUGCAGAAAGGUUAAACUUCAUUUGUAGGUGAACGCUGCACAUACAGACUCCAGGCACCACGAACACUUCAAGUCACUAAGAGUUGAGAUAUUGGUACACACUGGUGGAUUUAAUUCUUAUUGUAAAUUAUGAGAUUAUUCUGUUUCCACGUCAUUUCGUUUCCUCCCUAUGUAAAGUCAUUUAGAAUUAUACAUCGUUUUCUCAUCUUAAAAGACACAGAGGACUGAAAAAUCUCUUCAGUUAUAUCCACUUUUUCACUGUCUAUUCAGAUGGGGAUUCCCUGUCAGUCAUUUGGUGAGACACAGUGGACAGACUUACAAAGUAUAGGACAAAUACCUCUAUAUACUGUUGGAGAAUUUCCUUCCCGUACAUCUAUCUUUUACAUGUAAACACAAAUCAAGAAGAUCUCUUAGAAGAAGAUGUUUUAUCAGAAUUAGAUGCCCCCAAAUGUACUUUCCUACAUAUCCUUUAUAUCCUUGCUUGAUCAUCUUCGUAGGGAUUAGCUAUAAAUCAUUACCAUACACCUCUGAGCUGAGAUUGUGUUGGGCCUUGAAGUAGUUUAUGCAGCUGUAAAAAUAAUGUGAAAGUAAUAUGCCAUUUUCUGCAUCGUUCUGCUUGAGGAUGCUUAAAAAAAUACACCAAAGAAGCAUUUUUGCUGCAAAUACCCAUUACCUAGUAACUACUAAAUCUAAAGGAAAUUGAUCAUACAAAAACCGCACACUUUUUAAUAUUAAUAAUAGAAGGGUUUCCUUUAAUCAUGAACAGAUGAAGUUCUGAGGGUGAGUUUGAAGAAUACUGUUCUGAACUCUUUCAAGUCAAGACAGACAUGGAUUUUUUCUAACUUUUUAGACCAAUGUUACUGUUUCAUCCUCUAAUUAGUUAAACCAAUAAUGACUUUUUUCCUUUUUCACUCCACAGAUCAGCAACGCUGUGCUCAUCAUCUUUGUCAGCUACUUUGGAAGCAGAAUCCACCGGCCACGAGUUAUCGGUAUAGGUGGUCUUCUGCUAGGUCUAGGCACAUUCCUCCUCACAUUUCCGCACUUCCUGUCUGACAAGUAUCAAUACACUUCACUGGAAAAUGGUACAAAUUUAAAAACACUAACAGCAGCAAAAUUGUUUUAAUCAGAGAUAAAUUGCAUUCAACCUGGGUUGACUUAACAACAUGGUUUUUCUUUGGACAGGAAACAAAUCUCAUUAUGGAGAGUUCUGUACAAAAGAGAACAGGACAUCAACCUGUGCAAGUCUAAAUGGCAAGCCGUUACCUGGAUCAAGCAACCCAGAGGCCACAAACAUGUGGGCAAUCAUGGUAGUGGGACAAUUGCUUGCUGGUAUCGGCACUGUACCCAUCCAGCCUUUUGGCAUUUCUUAUGUAGAUGACUUUGCAGGACCAAACAAUUCUCCAUUAUACAUUGGUAAGUAAAGCCAAGUAUGUGAAUACGUGUUUGGUGAACAGCCCUUAACUUGAUGUGUACAUGAUCCAACGCCCAGGUUUCAUCUUCUCCUUUCUGCAGCCAUCCUAUUUGCAGUGGCUGUUUUUGGUCCAGCCUUUGGGUAUCUCCUGGGUUCGGUAACCCUCAGAAUGUUUGUUGAUGUUGGAAGAGUAAACGUUGGUGAGUAGAUAUUAUGAAGACAUUCAAGCACCAUCUGAGUUUGAACAAAUAUGGGAAUGGGUCUUACUCCCUAGUUCCACAAAGUUAUAGAACUAUAGGAGAACCUUGCAGAAUUGCCAAGCUGUCUAUUAGUUCUAGAGAAGGGUAUUACGAAUAUACUUUUUUAAGGUAAUGUGAUGUUUUUUUACGUAGAUUGGAUAUAGGCAAAUAUUCUUUUGUAGUUGCUAUAUUAUUACUAAUUGGAUUGAAGUAUCUCAUGUGUGCCCAUAGUUGCAAGCAGAAUUCUAUUUUAUCUCAGAAUAUGUCACAUCAUUAAUCAAUGACAUAAGCAAGGAUUUAAUGUAAAAUUAGUUUUUCGAGGGAAUGCUAUAAUUUGGGCUGGCCCUGGUUCAGGUGAUUCCUAUAUACACACCUGCUUCCUGGCACUGAGUCUGUCAUCCUAUAGCUAGAGAAUGUUUCACAGAUGUGAUACCUAAUAUGACAUAUACGUAUAUGUGUAUGUAUGUAUAUAUAUAUAUAUAUAUAUAUAUAUAUAGGGAGUAUGGCAAAGCAGGACAGCACUAAACAAUUGUACAACAAUAAAGGUGGUCCGGGCACACAGGGGUUAUUCAAAUAACAGAUUUAAUGGAGCAGAUACAGCAACAGGUCGAAACGAUGCUGCUUGUGUCACACUAUAGUCCAUUAAAUCUGUCUUUUGAAUGACCCCUGUGUGCCAGGACCACAUUUGUUGUUGUACUAUUGUAUGGAGGUUAGAGUGGUUAUGGUAUACAGGAGUGCAGUUCCAUUAUUCUUUUGAUAAAACACUAAAAUAUUGGACUGGAUAGGAUGGAUUUUUAUAGAUGUGUUGGCUUUUGAUUUCAGAGGAACUAAGUAUCAACCCAAGCGACCCCCGCUGGAUUGGCGCCUGGUGGGUUGGUCUACUCAUUGCAUCUGGAUGCAUGGUGAUUACGUCUAUACCCUAUUUCUUCUUUCCACGGCAUAUGACAAAAUCCAAGGUAAAAGCUUCUAAUGUAUCUGUUAUAUUAAUUAUGAUUUGCUGUCUUGUUAGUUAAAGGAAUCAUCCUUACAGCAAAAUCAGUUCGCCUUAAUGACAUGAUUAUGGAGUAUAGAGUCUCUGCAGCCUUGCAAAUGAAAACCGUGCCGUUUCUGAGAAACAACAGUAUUUGAUAAGAGGAUACAAUGAUUUUCAAUGAGAUACAACUGAUUAGGCACAGGUCAUCAAGCUUGAUGAUCACACUGGAGUAAGUUCAAACUGCAGUUAUAUAUAUCAUUUUUAAAAAUUAUUAUUAUUUUGUUUUCUGAAUAAAUACUAUGAGGAGUAUAUUCCGACUGAUAGGGUAUGAAUUCCUCUAUCAUAUAUUGUUCCACAAUGUUCUUUCUUUAUCAUUUCAACAAAUGUAAAAAGUAUUAACCAGCAUUUGAAAAUAACAUUAUCAAAGACAGAAACAAAAUCGCAGUAAUAUGAAAAUGUUUAAUAUCAUACAAGAAAUUCUAUAUCUCUUAUAAAUCCAGAUCUUUGUAAGGCUGAUCAGCACUGGGCAACUUUCACCUGUCCAGAUACUUUCAAACUAUGAUGCCCAUUAUCCUAUUAUGCAGAGUGAUGGCUAUUGUGGUCAACCUGUAUGUGCAAGUCCCCAAAACAGCAACAUAUUUCCGAAGAACAGGGAAUAGCAGAUACUGUCAACCAGCUAAAUUUAGAGGUGACAAAGAGUGAUAGGUGUUGAAGUUGCCCAACUCUUGGGUAAUGUACAAAAGAGCUUCCACCGGUGGUCCCAACAUUGUUAUAAUUAUAAAUAAAUAGCCAGUCUCAGUGCAGUUACAGUGAAAGAAAUAAAAUCUGCUAUAUAUAUCCCGGAUCAAAUAAUAGUCAUACAUUGUGAUUAAAGCCAGAGUAAGCUCCGGCCACAGUCUCACUUAUGUUCCUUGUUUUCUUAGAAUUGUGCCACAGAGGAGAAUGUUCUAAGAAAGAGUCCAGACGUCACAACCGAGGAAGGCUCUCUUUCCAACUUCAUUAAGAGUAAGCAGACUGGACCACGGGGGGUUCCCUCUGUUAUAUCACAGGAAGGGCUGUACACAUGCUAAUUUACUGGCUAUCUGCCCACAAUAACAAUAAAAUUAUAAUACCUGGUGGUACAUAUUAUUCCUGAAAAACUUCCAAUGGUAGUAAAAGGCCAAUUCUAUUUAUUGCAGACACAUCUCGAAGGAUUCCAAUAUCCCAUAUUUCCCAGCACUAUCUAUAUUUAAACUUUGGUUUGUUAGAUAACAGCUAAAUUUAGAGCAAAAAUGGGAAGUUCAUGUCAAAGUAGCCUAGCUGAAAUAGCAGAAUUAGAGAAUUUUUCUAGUUUGAUUAUUUUAGCCUAAAAUCUUUCAUUUUCUUGCUAGUUUCCCAGCAAUUCCCAGUGAAUAAUAGUGUGUGGGAGCUGGCACAGCAAACAUGAAUAAACGUAGGUAUGACGAUAGACGGAGGUACAAAACAGGGAGCUCUACAGCUGUGGUGGAACCACAACCAUUAUUCUGAAAAAGCUACAUGUGAGCUAUACUUUCACUACAGCUGGGGAGCUACCUGAUGUCACUCCGUGUUAAUGCAUUUUGAUAUGUUUUGCUGAUUGUGCAAAUACUUUCCUUUUCUUAGAACUAUUUGUUCAGAAAAUAUAGAACUUUGUGAGAGCUUCAAAUUUUCUUCUAACAGAUACAGACAUGCCUAGCUCUACGUCACCUUUAUUUGCUUGUUUCUGGCAAAAUAAAAUUUUGUAUGAAAAGCAUACCGUACCAGAUUCCCAUACCGGAGGCAGUGUACGAACUGACUAAAGUUAUUAACUCCUUAAGGACACAGCUUCAAAAGUAAAAAGCCAGCAUGACAGAAAAUUCCCGUCAUGUGUCCUUAAGGGGUUAAAAUCAAUUUAAAUGCUUUACAACUGUAAAAUGAGGCUGUUUAUAGUAAUCUAUUGACUGAUCAGUAGUGGUUAUCUUUUGGUCAACUUGUAGGGUUUUGUUAUGCCUAACUGAGAUUAAAAGAAUCUGUCAAUUGGUGUGUUAAGUUAUAUGACGUGAAUUUGUAAUGUUUAGAAAAAGUAAUAUUUUUGAGGUGUUCUCAAGUGCUUGUGUACCACUACCACAGUAGAGACAGAGCAAGGAGUCUUUAAAGAAAUGUUGUCUCUGAUGGGCUUACAGUAAAAUGUUUCAAAGGACAAUGGAGCGUGGGAAGCAUAAUACAUUUUGUGACCCAGACAAACGAGAUCUGAGGGCAAUUAUUUAUCUGUAUAUUUCAUAUACAUCAUAUUGUCUAUAAUUAUACUAUGUAAAUUAUGCUGGGACAGUACUACAAUGUGCUUUUUACUUAAAAAACUGUAUUCAGAUAUUUUUGAAUUUUUCAAAAGGUAGUGCCAUAUGGUGGGAGGAGGUGGGGUAAGAGAAGAGGGAAAGAAUCAAAGGGAGGUACAGUGAAAGAAAAAACCAAAAAAACAUGUCACAUUAUGUUUUUAGUGUAGUGAGGUUACAAAUAAAAAUGAAUUAUUCUGAAACCUAUAUUUACAAAAAUGGCCUACAUGGCUUUAUACAUUAAAUGUAUUAAAUUACCAUUUAUUAGUAUGUUAUUUUUACACAUCCAUACUGCGAGCUACUCAGUGUUAUUCGCCUAUACCAUAGGUAGGCUAUAUUUCUCAUUCGGUGUUCUCCAACGUCAUUCAUCAAUAUAUGAGUGCUGGUCAAUAUACCCCAAAACAUGCUGCUUUGUGUUUGUCACUGUCACCUGAACCUUUAAUCCUGGUGUAUUAAUUGGUGUUGUCCAUCUACUCUUGAAACAGUAACUGUAACCUGACCAGCCCCAUAAUGUUUAUUGGUUGUGUCACCUGACUCAUCCAUUUUUGUGUGUUGUGUCUAUAAGCAAAAAGCAUUAACACUCUCCUUUACCUGCAGGUUUCCCACGUUUCUUUGUAAGAUUGCUUACGAACCCUCUCUUCUUGAUUCUGGUUCUGGUCCAGUGCAGCUUUUCAUCAGUUAUUGCUGCCCUAUCCACAUUCCUCAACAAGUUUCUGGAAAAACAGUAUGGAGCCAGCACAUCCUAUGCCAACUUACUCAUUGGUGAGAAUACAGCUCUUUAAUGUUUAGGGUUCACCUCGUUUAUGCAUGAUAUGUUCAGAGAUAUGCUCUAUAUAGAAUCUUGGUUAUAGAAUCUAGAUAGACAGACAGAGAGAGGACAGCACUCAUAAGGGCAGCGGAAACACUUAGGAGAAAUCAUUUAUGCCCUCUGAAUACUACUGCCAAGAAUUAUUAAUUAAAUAUUGACAAAUAGACUUUCAAUAUAUUUUAGGAGAAGUCGUAGGUUGAUAGACCAUGAUAAAUAAUGUAUUUGUGCUAAAUAUAAUCUAAUCAACUUUUAAAGUAUCCCUCCACUAUAUUCUGUAUGGUUACAUCAAUAUUUAAAUCCUGCUAUGAGUAAGGUUACCAGAUCCAGAUUCUUUAUUAUGCUUCCUAUGCCCAUUCCAGGGGGACACUGAUCUAACCAAUCAGUAUCCAAUCCCUAGGGAUGCUGGAAAAGUGCAUUGGCCAUGCCUGACACAUUUACAGUGUGCAGAUAGAAGAUCUCUUCACUUUCCAACAUCAAGACAGGGUGAGAAGAGAGGAUGUCUGAUCAGUGCGAUCAUGCAGAGCAGGCUCCGGUGUCAGUUCAUUGUGCUGCUGCACAAUGAUGCUAUGUUUCUGUCGGAGGACUGGUCUAAAAUUGGGAGGUGCGGACUAAGAGAUGUGCCUAAUAAUACAAUCUGACAAAGGUUAUAGAAUAUUUAUAUAGGUUUAUUACAUACUUUUCAAUGUUUUUCUUGCUUUGUUUUAGUUUGUAUAUUUGUUUAAAAGUGUUUGCUUGCUGUUUUAAAGAAAUAAUUGUCAAGUGAUGUAUGUGCCUUUAAGUCCAAAGUAUCAAUGAAAAUAUCAACGGAGAUACAAGGUGAUGCUUUUUUUUUCCACCAGGUUUGUAGAAAUCCAUGAUUAAAUAUAAUAUUUCUGAUUAGUAAUUUAAAAAAUAAUUUCGCUAUUUCUAUCUUAAGCUGAACUUCUAAAGGUUUUAUGAAAAUAUCAACAGUUCCUUGACUCAUAUCUUUGCAGGGGCUGUGAAUCUUCCUACGGCUGCUCUAGGUAUGCUCAUAGGAGGCAUCAUCAUGAAAAAAUAUGGCUUCACAGUGAAAAUAAUUCCUCGAUUUGCAUUAGCUAUCUUGGUUCUUUCAAUACUAUUGUGCGUUCCACUUUUCUUCAUGGGUUGUCCUACGCAAGAGCUGGGAGGCAUCAAUGACAAUAAAACAGACAGGUACAGGAUUUCCAGCAUUGUACAUUUUUAUUUAUUUAGGCCCUUUGUAUUUUUUUUCUUGCUACGAACUGAUAUACUGUCAGGAUCUGCAUACCAAACAUUCCAAACUCAGGUCAGUCAACUCAACAUAACAAGAGGAAAGGUAGAUAAACAGGAUAGUAGCGUAUUACUGGGCUGGACUUAACACUAUACCUAUAACGAAACAUACCUCAAAUUAUUAAGAGGUAUGUAAUUGGGGCGGGUGGGAGUGCCAUCAGAGGGUGCAUCAUCUAUAAUGGGCAAACUUGCCCACUGAAGGGACAUAACCUUCAUCAUACAAGACAAGGUAGAGAAUGAGCCAAGGUCAAGAAUUCGAGAUGGGAGACAAAACAACGAGAAUAGACAUAAUAAUGACAUCAGUAUUGCUAAGUUACCUAGCCAACACAUUUAUCUUAACAUUCCGUUACCUUUAUAUUAUAUUGAAAAAGUCAUGUUUGCAUACAAUUUUAACAUUUUAGGUUCGGUAACUAUCCAUGUAGGUUUGUGGUACAUGAAUGUACCUUUGGCUAUAAUAACAUAUAAUGAAUGGAGCUCUUAUCAAAUAUACAACAUUAGGAAUUCCUCUUAAAAGUAGUAUUCUUAAUGCAACGAAUGCUAUAUGUGGUUAAGGAAGUCUUUACCAAGACACAGUAUAUAGAGCACCAUCUAAUUGCCAUCCAUUUUCUAACUCAAUUCUUCCGCUACUUUAAAUUGCCAGUACUUCCAACUGUAUCAGUCAGUGUGGCUGCCUGGACUCUGUCUUCAAUCCUGUUUGUGGGUCUAAUGGAGUGGAAUAUCUGUCUCCAUGUCACGCCGGUUGUACUACAUACAGCUCGUCUGCAAAGGUGAGUAAAUGCAGCUGUAUUGAUUCUUUCCCUAAACAUGGAAUAUUUGCAAAAUUAUCCCAGUAAAGACAAAGUGGAGGUUUUUCUUUUCCCAAAUCAUCAUCUCUCUUUUCAUUUUCUAAAGAAACGUUUUCUAUCUUAGAUUAACAGGUAUAUUCACACAAUUUUCCAUUUCCUGAAAUAUUUUAGAUACAUUUUACUAUAAUUGCUUUAUUACAGAGCUGAUGGAAAACACAUUUUCAGCUAUUUUAAGGUAUUCUAGCUAUUCUGUAAUUCUUUGAAUUUAUUUUUCUCUCUAAUUCUUCAGGUCUAUAUGAACUGCACCUGUGUUGAACCUAGGUCGAGUAAAGGGACAGCUCAUUCAGGGUCCUGUAUUGCCAACUGUGCCCACCUUCUGUUGCCAGUCAUGUUCCUCAUCUCAUUUGCUGGGCUCAUUGCAUGCCUUUCCCACAACCCUCUCUAUAUGAUGGUUUUACGGUAGGUAGUGUUAGUCUGUACCUAUAGCGCCCAGCUCCUGGAGACAUGCAUUUCCUCACUGAUAUCAAUUCUUUAUAUUUGUAGGGUCGUGCCUCAGGAUGAAAAAUCAUUUGCAAUUGGUGUUCAGUUUCUUCUAAUGAGACUUCUUGGUGAGUUAUUGUUCAUAUAUAUUGAAAUAAAAGUGCAUUCAUUCAAUUUUAGCUACAACAUCCACAGAAUUAUUCAGGAGUUUUUAACUCCAACUUAGGCUGACACAAUGAGGAUUUAGAUACAUGUUACAUUGCAUAAACCUUCCACAACACAACGGAUAACACCUAUAUACGUAUCCUAUCCAAGCAACCAAAUGCCUGCUCUUAUGAGAUUAACCACUUACUUAUACAAUACUUCCAUCUUGGACUCCUUGCAGUGCAGGGUUAAAUAGAGUCCUCAACUGAGGCUGUGACAUUGCUGCUGGGAUCCGGUGGCCAGGGUAGCCGGGAGGGCAGGCUAAGGGGAAUAUAACUUGGCUUAUCAUGCCCCUCAAGGGUGUUGCCAUAUUCUUCUGGCCGGUCAUCUUCCUCUUCCAGCCAAUGUCCCUGCUGUACUCUCGCACAUGUGCGAAAGUACAGCAUUGAAGGCUACGGAAGUCCCACGAGACCUCAGGAUCCUUAAUAGACAGAGCCAAUUCCCUGCAGCCACUGGGGAUUGACACCUCUAGGCAGUGGUGGCUCCACCCACUGUCUUGGAGUGUCAGGCAUAGGAAAAAAUGCUGAGACAAAGCAGUCCCUACUUUGUCUCAGUAUAUCCUUUGACUGGAUUGGAAUUUCAAAGUAAUUUCAAGCUGAAUUUGAAAACACAAUGUCUGUCUGUGGUUAUUUGCAUGACAAGCUGUGAAUUCAAGGAUCGUUGUGGAAACAUGAUAUUUAGCGAAUCAAGUAAAUAGACAAGAGAAAAUAUAAAAAAAUAUUUACUAGGUUCUGUGUUUGGCAGAUUGACCCUUCAAAGUAACUUGUAGAAAGUGAUUUCAGGAUAUACCUGCAUACCAAUCAUCUUGUUAGCAAUGAGGAUUAAUUUCUCUAUUUAUCAUAUCUAAUAUAGCUAUUUAACCCCUUAAUGACAAAUGACGGAAAUAUUCCUUCAAGAUUCCCUUUUAUUCCAGAAGUUGUGUCCUUAAGGGGUUAAAAGUGUACCUAUACCUUUACAUUAUUGCUCUGUUCUAGCCAGAUCACAAUAGUAGUGGUUAUAUUCGCCACAAAAAGUAUUACUUUGAUUCUGAACAUAACUUGUAAGUUCCCGAAUUUGCGCAUCCAUAAUGAAACUUUCCUAUGUCAGUUUGCUUACUGCUAAAUUUUGCUAUAUUGCUGAAUUUACUAGGAAUAAAUGAGUAAUGCUACAGGUGAUAACACCAUAACAAAAGUAGGAUGACCAUUAUCUAGCAAAAUUGACAGCACACAUGGUAAUAAAAUAUCUAAAAGAAAACAUCAAUCCAUAGAUCAGUAUCCUUUAAAAUCUCAUGACAAUGAGAAGCAUUUCGUGUAAAUGGAACAUAUUUAGAGAAUGACCACCAAGUGGGGAGAAGGGAAGUUAAGAGAAUUAAGAGAAAUAAGAGUAAUAAAAGUAAAGAGAGGGGGUUAUGCUACUGCUGCAGUCAAGAGGGGUUUUUGACGUUAUAGAUAAUUAAUCCCCACAUCCAGGCAUCCAACACUGUAAUUGAGAUAGAGAUAUAAAAUUCUCAUAUAAACAUUAAUGAACGAGGCAUCAAGGGAUAUGAAUUGUAAAGGUAGCUGGCUGGUGUCUGAAAACAAUAUGACAUGUUUUAUUUUCUAAAGUGCACUAUCUAAGUCUUUCACAUAGCCAUGCUAUAUAUCAUGCUUGAGGUCCCAAAAGGAAGAAUAUAGAGUAUGCAGUGAUAUAAAGAUUUACACUGAGCAGAGAUUACAUUACCAGUAGACUAAUUACACAAGCAGAAACAGUCAGCCUGUGGAGCUCCAUCUGUUUUUGAACCUUAAAGAACAUAUCACAGCAGGCAUUAUCUGAACAUGCAUCAUGGUAACAGUAGUUUUGUUUGAGGUUCAGUACCCUUGACAUUUUGUGUUUGAAAGUGGUAAUAAAUCAUUAAAAAAAAUAAUGUCCAAACUACCCUGACAUUUUAUCUUAAAGUAUGUUAUGAAGCCUUAUUUUCAUGAUUCAUAUCUUGAGCUGUGCUUUUUUUAUGAUUUCCAGCCUGGUUACCUGCACCAGCUCUCUUUGGGUUUGUGAUUGAUUCGGCAUGCAUCAAAUGGGACAUGUCAUGCCACGGGACACGUGGUGCAUGCAGAUAUUACAAUAAUGACUUUCUGCGGAACAGGUAUGUAGGGAUGGAACUGGUGAAGAUGCUGGUUGGACCAUUAAUUACCUCUCAAUUAUAUUGACAUAGACUAGACUGAGACAUCAUGAACACAGCAUGACAACUUGUGCAUUUGGACAUGUUAGUAGGACAUACUACCAGGUGUUCAAUCUGAUUAGACUAAAAAUAAUAAUAUUACUCAAACAUCUCACCAACCAUACUUACUUUGCAGGUACUUGGGUCUUCAGAUGGGCUUCAAACUCCUAGGAAUUUGCCUGUUGAGUAUCAUUGUCUGGAAGGUGAAAAAAAGCAAAGAAUACAACGUCCAAGAGAAGGAAUCUGGUGUAGCAUAAAACUGUUCACUAACCCAUGUGAGAGACUGAUGCACUUUUGUCCCUCCUUGAAACUUUGUAUUCCUCAGGGGACAGCCACUACAAGUCUUGCCAAGUCCCCUUAAAACAAUGCAAUGUACAGCUCUGCGGCUGUGCAGAGGUCAAUGGGACAAGUCCGGAAAUAUGUUUGUUGACCUUUCUGCCCCAAAGGAAAGGGAAAAAUGCAAACAACCUGGAGAGCAAUGUGCAAUUUCCAGACAUCUUUUUUUUUUUGUAAUAUAUAUAUAUAUAUAAGCAGCCAUACGUAAAUAUCACUAAAAUGCAACAGACAUUUAAAUUAUUCACCAUAUAUAAUAAAUAUCCAUUUCUUAUUGUUUCAUAGAAAUAUUUUUAAUGGAAAAUUUUUAAAAAGAGAGAGAGAGACUUUGAACAUUGGGCAUUAAAUUAAGUAGAAAGUUCCUGAAAUACCAACUUCGGGGAUGAGAAAUUCAAGCUCAAGAACCCCAGAACCCAGGAAGACAUGUCAUAAUAUGUUUUUGCUGGUUCCCAAUAAUUGUGAGUGCAUAAUUGGACUUUGUGGAUGGAUGAAUGAAUGUAAUGAUCUCCUGACUAUAGGACAAGCCAUAACUGCAACAAAUAUUGGUCAUUUGCUAAAUAAGGGUAUGUAUGAGUAAUAUAUAAAUUAUAUUUAAAUUGGUUAUUGACACCUCUAGGCCAAAAAAGUUCCCACCUGCCUAACACAAUGCUGCUACUUUUGUGACCUCCCUGUCUGGGAAAAGAAAAUUUGCUGUGUCCAUUUCUGAUACCUCUUUACCUUAUUGGGCAAUAAAAAUCUGGGAAGAAUUUGUGCUGCUGUGGCCUUUGAGAUACACAUAACAUUUUGUAGUAUUUCCGUUUAACUAUCCAGAGAUACUUUAUCUCUAUAAAUGAGCUAUUUUCUUUCAACAUCAUUGGGGAUCAGUUAUUGAGUAAUGGUAAUGUAAUGGUAUCAAAGUCUAGAAGUCCAAAUGGUGGACCUGGCACGGAAAGAAGUGACCUUUUUUAUUUUUACAGGAAGUCCACAACCAGUUCAUUUGGAACAUUUUCCAAGGAUAGAUAAUCUAUUUACCUAUUAAAUGAAAGAGAUGGUAUCUCUGGGACAAUGGAUAACACAAAUGGUGUGUUUUUAAAGAAAACAAGACUAACAAACAGAAAUAGGUCAUUGACACUGAGGUUUCUGAGCAAAAGUUCUGUUUGUAUAAUAGCAUAUAUCUGGGUCCAACAAACAUUUCUAAUGUACAGUUAUACUUAAAGCGUGAGGGAACAAUUAUUAGGGUGCUUAUUUUAAGUGAUAUUUUCUUCAUUGUAAAUAGUAACAGGGACUUAUUAUCUCUGAUACUUCAGUGAUCUGUUAUCAUAUACUGUAGCUUAAAAUGUUAAGUCGUAUACUACUAGCCAGGAUUUUAAUUAAGUAGCACUGUAAGCCUUUAGGGCACUCUCACUAUGAGUGACUUUCUACUGUACUCCAGGGCUGAACUUUCACCCAUCAAUGACUAGCAGCAAAUGGAAUUUUUAAAUUCGGCAUAUACUACAUCAUAAUAUAUUUUUGAUGCAGAACAUAAACUAAGCCGAGGAAGUAAAAGCCCUUCAACCUUCUUAAGGACCACCAACAUCUUGAUUCUUAGUAUUAUUGCCAGAGUCUACAACUAUGCAAAACAUCAUGCAUAACUCAAAAUAAAUGCUUAUCCGCUACAUCCCACCUAUCUACAAAGUUAGUAAGAGAUUGAAGUUAAGGGAUUUUAAGUAGUCUAUGCUCUUGGCCACUUAAUAGAAGCAUAGAGGACAGAGGGUUGUAAAAUCUGGGUGAAGGACAAGAACGUUUAGUAUAGCCUGCCUAAAUCCUUGUUUGAAAUUAAGUCCUGCAUAUAUAACUUAGUAGUGUAUGUUUGUGAUCUAUGAGAGAAAUCAAAUUGUGCAUGAGUGCCCAUGGCUGUUUCCAAAGCUCUCUAGCUUAGCAAUGGCUUAAAGUAGUCAUAUGUACAACCCCCCUCUUUUUAAUUAAAUUGAUGCAUCUUCUUUAUACCCUUGUUGCAGCUAUUUUAAUUUAAAAGCGCAGGGACACCAAACUAAAAACUACAAAAGCUUUGUCCUAUACACACUUCAUAAUUUUCAAGAUUACAAGAAUCUUAUAUUUGGAACCUGUAAAUUAAAAGGAUUCUGCUAGCAGAUUAGGACAAAGUAAUUGAUUUCAAGUACAUUUGAAAAGUCAAAUAUUUUACUUGAUGUACAGAGGCAGGAAAUAUCUUCAGCAUUAAGCAGUUUGCAACAACCUCCCAUGAUAUUGCAAAUUAUUAUGCUAAUUCUGACGGCAUAUUUGUGAUCCAAAACGAGAAAAGACAAUCAGUGGACAUAUCUCAGUUUUAUCAGAAUGCACAAAUAUUUUAAGGUUGAUGUUGAGACAAAAAGCUUAACCUAAAUAACAGAUAAUCCAAUGACACGAAUGCUAAAGUUUGCCUUCAUUAAUAUCUUUAUGACAAUAACAUGUCAGAUAUGUCACAAUAUAAAAAGAUUUACUGAGUCCCUGAUUCAUACAGGGAGUGGUAAGCCUGUACCGUAUGUAACAGACUGCAAAAAUCUAGUGUAAGACACAUACAACAUCACACUAAUUCAGAGAUUAUGCUUCUUUUGCACUGUGCUGCCCUCUACUGCUGGAAUAGAAUUAACUCGACUAGAAGCAUAUAAUCUAUUUUGUUUGCAAUAUUCUAUUAUACAGAGUAUUUUUUGUACUAUAUAUUAUUUGUAUUUAACCUGAAAGGCCAUUCUUUUAAAUAUUCACGUAUUGGAGUAGGUCGAAGAGCUACGUGUAUGCACAUGCAAAAUAAAAAAAAGAAAAUCAAACAGUAUAAUUUAUUACAUUUCACUGCUACAGUCACAUUAACCAACACAAGACGUUCUCCAACAAUUCACUGAAGAUAUGGACUAGAUAUUGGACAUGUAUAAAGUUGUAAGGGCCAUCAUUGAAAAUGGGCACUGGUAAUACAAUAUCGAGAGGUAUAGGAUAAGAAGUAGCAAAUAGAAUUAUAAAUGCUGGAACGGGCAUUCCUGGGGGUUAGGUGGGAGGACUGACAUUGUGUGAAUCCCUGAGGUUCCUGAAGAGCCCCGAGUCUAAUUGUAUCACCAUUUCAUUGUUAGACCCCUUUAAUUCUAAGGGAACAAUCUGCACCUCUAAUCACAGAAUUAGCGACAGAGCCAUUUAAUUGCACCAUCUUUGGAGUUAAUGACACAGCACAGCUUUGGGGAUAUUGCUGUGGGUGCAGGAUUUUAAUACAUAAGGUGAAAAGUUAUUACAGCACGUGUGGUGUUUAUAAAUAUAGAUUAAUGGAAUAGUCUAAAUUUAAAUGAAAUGAUGACCGAAUGUGUUUUAUAGAGCAGAUUAGAAUUUAAGGUUGUACAUAGGGUAUGGUACAGGAAUUGUUUAAGGUUACGGGGGAGCAUAAAAUCUACCCAUGAGGGGAAGCCCCUGGUCAUUUUGCUGUAUUAGUCCUAUGCCUUUCUAUAGUAUGUAUUCUUUGAACUCUACAAGUGUCCAGUGGACAGUCUCAGCAAUGCCUGCACAGUACCUAUAGUACAGUUACUUCUCAAUGCAAUGGAAACAGAAAUUAUAAAUGAUAAAAGUAUUGCAAAUCAAGCAAUGAUGGCUGACUGUGUUAUUUUGCUUGUUUGUUUCACUAGCACAGUAUUAUUCUAGCACUUCAAUUAAGCAUCAGCAAUGAUCUCUUUACAAGUACCUGGAGAUUUAUUAAAUACUACCCAAUACUAGAAAACUGUACCUUUAAUUUGGAAAUAAUAUCACAUUUAAAUAUAUUGUUGGUAGCACACAAACAUAUUUUUGAAGCUGAGGAUGUGGCUAUUAGAUACAAUUCUUCCAACUUUUAUGAUGUCAUCAGAUAGAGCCUCACAAAUUACCCAAUGUGUUACAUACUAAUGGCUUCACCUAAGACUUGCCUUAUGACCUAUUAAGAGCAUCACAGCUUACUUAACUCUGAUGGAUGAUAUCACAAACUACGUCAUCUGUGAAUGUAAAAUCUGAAAUACAUUACAUUGUGUAAUAUUCAAUGCAACUUUGUAUUGGGGCAAAUAGUGUCUUAUUUAUCAGGAAUCAUCAAUAUUUAAUAUAUGAAUUUUACUAUUUGGCGGGGGUGAAACAUUGCCUAAUUGGAUAAAUUACAUCAAUCCACCAAAAACAUUUAUAUAAACUAUGAAAAAAAUCAUAACAUUUUUCUACAAUUCUCAUAGGUUUGACAUUUACCUGCAACAGAAAAGUAUAUGUAAGAAGCUGCUAUGCCUUUCUGUCACUCACAUUCUCAUUAAACAAAACUAAGGACAAUAAUUUUGAUAUAAAAUAAACUGUGUCUCGUUUUCCCUCAAA